Messenger RNA from Amyelois transitella, 2275 nucleotides. RefSeq lists its product as uncharacterized. The record is from RefSeq and is a predicted model, not a curated record. The coding region runs from base 198 to 1184 and encodes 328 amino acids. The transcript has 3 exons. Lineage: Eukaryota; Metazoa; Arthropoda; Insecta; Lepidoptera; Pyralidae.
ACAGAUUACUAAUGUAGUAUCGGUCUUGUACUCACUAGCGCCACACAAUUUUAAAGCUUGAUUGAAAAACUGAACGCAUCCCUCUGUGUGCUUCCUCUUCCGGUAUCUAUGGCCUUAUGUCAUUCGGUUUUUUGUGUCAAAAACGGCGUCACAUAUUUCCUCAUUUUUUAUAAGUUUUUUCAGUGUAUUGUUGAAAAAUGUCACAAAAAUGGUCCUCGGAGGAAGAAAGGAACCAUCUUUUAAAGAAAAUUCGGAAAUUAGAAAGAAAAAUUAUCCGACUCCCCGAAUCGGAUUGUGAAGACGAUGUGGAGAUAGAUGAAUGUCAAUCUUAUAACAAAGAAAACAUGCCUACCCCACUACCUGAGGAUGAGUUUGUAGAAAAUCCAUGUGAAGAAAAUCUAGACCAGGAAGAUUCUAACCUAGAUGAGGAGAUCCUCAAUGUGUUGGGAGUGGCACCUGCUCCAUUACCUAAAAAAGAAAUCCUACAUAAGGAAGUGGCUGACCGUUGGACAAAAAUCCUUAGCAGAGGAUUAGAUAAAGAGGAAAGGGAGCCACUUCACAAGGACAAUAUUGAGUUCCAGAACGUACCAAAGAUGAUAGCACCUAAAUUAAAUAAAGAAGUGGCUGCAGCCAUGAACGAAGGUGCUCGGAAAAGAGACCAGGUCAUUGAAAACCGUCAAAAACAAAUAUCGACGGCAUUAUCCUGCAUUGGCCAGGCCUUGCAGAUGGCCCUACAGAACAUUCAAGAGAAUAAGAUCUCCAUAAUCAAGAAAAUGAAUGAUGCCGGGCGAUUGCUGUGUGAUUCUCUUUUCCUGGAUUCCAGAGGACGUCGGACCUUAGUCUUGUCAACUAUUAACAAGGAUCUCAAAGAUUCUUUGUUAGAAACCGAAGCGGGAGAAUUCCUAUUUGGAGAAAAUUUAACAGAAAAAAUAAAGACAGCCAAAGCUGUACAAAAAUCAGGAAAGGACCUAAAAAGUGAUGACAAGAAGAAACCUUUUGUCAAACAAAAUGAAAAUAAAGACAAGACAAAUAAUAAUAAAACUUUAAACUGGCGGGGCCCUCCUCGAGCAGGAAUACAGCAGAGAUCCCAGAGGUCAGGAGGGCAGCCUUACCACCGGUACAACAAACAUCAGUCUGCGGUGAAGAAAGAAGAUCAAACAACAAUGAGGCGAGGGAGGAAAUAGAUGUUAAGGAAUCCACAUCCUCUGUACAAGAACCUCAGCCUGAUGGCAGGUGUCUUAUCAGGCAAGCUUUCCUAAAAUUAGGAAUCAACAAUGAUGCAGCAGAAAUCAUGUUGGCUUCUAUUUCCACAAAUACUUUGAAACAAUAUCAGCCAUGCAUACUGGCAUGGGCCAGGUACUCAAAAGAAAAAGGUAUUUCAUUAACAGAACCAUCUAUUUCUGAUAUUAUUAUAUACCUUACUAAAAAAUUCAAUGAAGGCUUGUCAUAUGGUAGUUUGAAUUCACAUAGGUCUGCCUUAUCAUUAAUAAUGGGCUCACAAUUGGGAUCUGAUGAAAAAAUUAAAAGACUUUUUAAAGGUUUCUUUAGGUUGAGACCUAGUGCCCCAAAAUAUAGUAUUACAUGGGAUGUAUCCAUAGUUUUAAAAUUUAUUGAGGAGAAAUAUAUAGAGGAUAAUAAUUUAGAAUUAGUAACUAAAAAGACUGCAACAUUGUUAAUUCUUGCCACAGGCCAAAGAGUUCAAACGAUCUCAUUAAUUGAUAUAAAUAAUAUAGUAAUUAAGGAAGAUUGUAUAACAAUCAAAAUUGACAAAUUAAUCAAAACAUCAGCACCUAAUAAGUGCCAACCUUUUCUUACUUUACCCUUCUUUAAUGAUAGGGUAAACAUCUGUCCUGCUAGAACUCUAAUUAACUACUUGGAUAUUACUAAGAAUUUAAGAACAACAAAUAUGUUAUUUAUUUCUUUCAGAAAACCAUAUAAAAGCGUUUCUACCAGCACAAUCAGCCGUUGGAUCAAAAAAUGUAUGGAAGAAUGUGGUAUAGAUAUCUCCACAUUCUCAACGCACAGUACACGUCAUGCCACGACUUCUGCGGCGUUUAAGAGAGGCGUCAACAUUGACGAGAUUAGGCGAACGGCUGGUUGGUCUGGAGAAUCGGCUAUUUUUGGAAAAUUUUAUAAUCGUCCUAUAAUUAAUAACUCAGAAUUUGCUGAGAGUAUAUUUUUAAAAUAAGUGAUUAAUUAAUAAUUAAAAUCAUGUAUCUGUUUUUUGUCAAUUAUAGAAAGAAAAUAAUAAAUAUUUCUUUUCCAGUUACAAAGA